AUGAAGCGUCUUUUAUCUUUGUUCCUUCUCGCUGAGCUUGUCGGUUUGACCCUUGCCCAGGUCAAAGUUCAGAACGCCAAUGUCGAACCCGAGCUUGUCGUCCCAAACAGUUAUAUCAUUAAGUACAAACCGAAACUUUCCUCCAGCAGCAAGAAGAAGCAUGAAGAAUUCAUCCAUAAGAAGGCAAAAAUUCUGAGCUUCAGCCGAGGUGGGCUAGAUGUUAACAUGAGUAUUCAGGUCGAUUAUAUUGAGCAGGAUACGAUUGUGAACGUCUCUGCUGUUGCAGCGCCCAGCUCAGGCCUGAUCACGAAACGCGGAUUGACCAGCCAGGCAUCUGCGCCAUGGGGUCUUGCCCGCAUCUCUCAAGUCUAUUCUGAGAAGGGUGUGGACGCUAGAUACAACUACGAUUCGACGGCUGGUUCUGGCUCAACCGUUUAUAUCCUCGACUCUGGCAUCCGAACUACGCACAAGGAGUUUGGUGGUCGUGCCCUCUGGGGCACUAACUUCGUUAGUGGCUCUCCUGAUACAGACGAGUUUGGCCACGGGACACAUGUUGCUGGCACUGUAGGUGGUAAGUCCUACGGCGUAGCUAAAGGUUGCAGGAUGUAUGCAGUCAAGGUGAUUGACAAGGACGGUCUUAGUAGCAUGUCCACUACCCUUCAGGGCCUACAGUGGGCUGUCAACCACGCCAAGUCCCGUGGUAUCACCAAGAAGAGCAUUAUCAACGCAUCGCUUGGCGGCCCCUAUACCAAGAUCGGCAAUGAUGCUGUCAAAGCUGCCACUGAUCUCGGCAUCACUAUCGUGGUGGCAGCUGGAAACGAUGGGACAGAUGCUGCAAACUACUCGCCUGCAUCCGCUCCAUCAGCCAUCACUGUUGGCGCUAUUGACUCGACUAGUUAUCGCACCUUGUGGUCAAAUUAUGGCCAGGCAGUGGAUAUCUUUGCACCCGGUAGUGACAUACUCAGCGCGGGGCAUAUGAGCGACUCUAGCAGUUUGUACAUGUCAGGUACAAGCAUGGCUGCGCCGCAUGUUGCUGGUCUUGCGGCGUAUUUCAUGGCGAAGGAGGGGCUUCAGGGAUCUAGUGCUGUGACCAAGCGCAUCAUCGGCGCUGCUGAUACGAGUGGUGUUUACUACGCUUUUGAUAGUCCCCAACGUGUUGCUUAUAAUGGUGGUGGCAAGUAG
Molecule: messenger RNA, 1182 nt
Organism: Fusarium proliferatum ET1
Lineage: Eukaryota; Fungi; Ascomycota; Sordariomycetes; Hypocreales; Nectriaceae
Product: putative endopeptidase K
Exons: 2
Coding region: 1-1182 (393 amino acids)
Biological process (GO): proteolysis
Molecular function (GO): serine-type endopeptidase activity
Source: RefSeq, a predicted model, not a curated record